Molecule: messenger RNA, 1190 nt
Organism: Jaminaea rosea
Lineage: Eukaryota; Fungi; Basidiomycota; Exobasidiomycetes; Microstromatales
Exons: 1
Coding region: 498-1184 (228 amino acids)
Biological process (GO): double-strand break repair via nonhomologous end joining; interstrand cross-link repair; protection from non-homologous end joining at telomere
Molecular function (GO): 5'-3' DNA exonuclease activity; damaged DNA binding
Source: RefSeq, a predicted model, not a curated record
UGCCCUACUUUGCGUCUCGAGCAAAGCGCGCAUGUCCACGACAGGAGAGAGGUAGUUUGCUGAUCACGCUGACUUCGAUGUCCUCUUGUACGGCAGGUCAGACUUCUCGCCGCUGCUUUCGCCGAGAAUCGACCGAGGGGACCCCUUGCUCUUGCGCACCUGGCAAGACGAGUUGCGCAAGAUAUGAAGGUGGGGCGGCGAGCGAAGAGACGAGCUGAAGGGGCAAAUGCGGGUCGCGAGGGGGAAAUCUGAAAGGGCGAUGGUAUCAUGGACAGAGUGGCGCGUCGACUAGCUAGGCGCUGCUCAGGCUCCUUUCGGAGAAUUCGGAAGUCCACGACGGCCUGGCUCACACGAUCGCGCCACUCAGGCACGCACGCGUCGAGGGACGGAAGUAGAAAGUGGCGGGCGGGCAGGCGGCGGCUGGUUGAACCAACACUCUUAGUUUGCUCGCAAGCUUGCCUCUCGAUCCAUCACUCCAAUGUUCUACGACCAUACCAAUGUCGCGCAAAGCUCACUCGUUCCUGCACGAGUAUCCGCGCAUUCGCGUUGAUAGAUUCACAGAAUCGAGGGAGCGCGUGCCCGACUUUCUGCUGCCUCCUCGAUGCCGUGCAGGUGCUGCUAAGCGUCAAGACGAAGACGAAGACGACGACGAGCCCGGUCCGUGGGAUGACCUCGACCAAGACGACGAGAGCACCUUGAAGGCCAACGGUGGCGUUCGCUUCUUUCCGGCCCCGACUAUACAGCUCCUCUCCCACAUCCAUGCCGACCACAUCGAAGGCCUCUCCGCCCCCCUGCGAAGCUCUGCCCCAAUCUACUGCUCCGCCGCCACAAAGGAGAUGCUCAUGCGACUCGAGUCCCAGAAGUCGCGAGAGAAAGGAGCUUGUCGGGUUCCCAUGGGUGAGGGAGCUCGCAAGCGGCCCUAUGAGUGGCUGCGCGUUACAGCCAAGCAUGCCAAGGCGAAGAAGAAGUUUACUGGGUUGGCGCCUGCGCCAAGGGAUCUGCUCCACGCGCUGCCAUUCAACACGCCGACCGAGCUCCGAUACUCUCCUGGCGUAAAUAUACGCAUCACUCUGCUCGAUGCCAAUCACAUGUCGGGGAGCACGAUGUUCCUGAUUGAAGGACAUAGAGGAGCGGUGCUCCACAUGGGCGAUUGUCGUGCGGAGACGUGGUGGAUCGAGGCGUGAGUGCGU